AUGGAGGAGUAUCAAGAGCAGACGAGUUUCACGUUUGAGAUAGAUAACUUCUCCGACAAGGAAGCUUCUGUUAAAUCACCAAAAUUCUCAAGUGGCAGCUGUGAAUGGUUUGUUAAGGUUUAUCCCAAAGGAUAUAUUGUUGAUGAUCACUUGUCUCUUUACCUUUAUGUUCCGAAUCCUGAAUCUCUGAGACUUGGAUGGAAAAGACGAGCUUGUUAUUCCUUCGUUCUGUUGAAUCAAUCAGGCAAAGAGCUCUUCAGAAAAAAUGAAUCCUCGUGCCAAUUGUUCUGUGCUCAGUUCACAUCAUGGGGUAAGGCAAAGACAUUGCCUCUUAAAGAGCUUCAAGAAAAAGGUUUUCUGGAAAAGAACAAACUGAGAGUUAAAGUGGAAGUAAAAGUAGUUGAAGUUGUUGAUCAAGGAGAUGCCACUGGGAACGAGACGUUAGAUGUCAAGGGUUUCCAAGUUCUUUAUUCUCAGGCUGUAUCAGUGAGUAGGCUUUUCCUGAGGCACCCGGACAUUGCAGUAAAUGUUAGACAAAAGAACCAACGGGUGAAGACAACUUACAUGAAUAUCCUCCUUGAUCUCAUCGAUACACUGGACAAGCCUCCUCAUAGCAUCACCGAGACUGAGCUAAGUAACGUUCAGAGCGACUUGAUCGAGCUAACAGAUGUAGCGGGAUUCAAACUAGACUGGUUAAAGACAAAGCUUGCUGAGGUUACCUUGGAGAGGAAAAAAGCAAAUGCUGAUGGUUCUCUAGUCCGAAAACUCGAGGAGGAUAACAAGAAUCUCAAAGCUGAACUGGACGACGAGAAAGUCAAAUCUGCUACUUAUGCUGCUAAAGUUCUGUCAUUGGAGCAUACAGUGUCCGAACUUAAAGAUGAGCUCAAGAAGCUGAAGAGCAAUUAUGAUACUUGUGCUGCUAAAGUGUUGUGGUUAGAGCAUACAGUGUCGAAUCUUAAAGCUAAGUCGAACAAAAACCGAAACUAA
Messenger RNA from Microthlaspi erraticum, 987 nucleotides. The record is from the annotation of a GenBank genome assembly. Lineage: Eukaryota; Viridiplantae; Streptophyta; Magnoliopsida; Brassicales; Brassicaceae.